Diachasmimorpha longicaudata is the source of this 2195-nucleotide messenger RNA. RefSeq lists its product as uncharacterized. The record is from RefSeq and is a predicted model, not a curated record. Bases 225 to 1772 code for a protein of 515 amino acids. NCBI's taxonomy places the organism in Eukaryota, Metazoa, Arthropoda, Insecta, Hymenoptera, Braconidae. The transcript is spliced from 2 exons.
UGCGUCACCGACAGUCUUAAAUUGUUGAUAUCCACUAUUCAUCCCAGAUAAAUAAACGGAAAAGUGUCUUGUUUAGCCAGUGACUAACAAGUUAUAUUCUCGGGAGAAGGUCUCGUAAACCCACUGGUCCAUUGUGAAACAAAGAUGAGAGAAGAGAUUCAACAUCUGAUAGAAUACCGUUAUAACUAACCUGUUUGAAAGCUCUUCGAGUCUUCACGAAUAACAUGAAUGUGAAUAUUAAAAAUCCAAUGAUGCUGGACAGGAGGAUGCACAUCGAAGAGAAUGGAUUAUUGGAGGACAAGAGACCCGAUCGUCAUCCGUCAGAACAGAACACGCCAAAUCGUUCAAAGAUCCAAUCCCAAGAGCCUCUGACCCAAGAGUACCGUACCUCCCCCCUCCUUCUAACCCAGGACACAAACAAUGAAGUAGCCUGGGACUGGCAAUCCCCGCAGGCAAAAACAAAUUCAAAAAGUAAACCGGAUGCCUCCAGCACCCCAAAGCGCCCCCGUCUGGUCCAGAAGAAGCGAAACGCUCAUUCCCCAGUGAUCUACAAGCCCUUUAAAAAGCGAAUAAUAAACCGACAGGACAGCGCAAGCCUCGACAAAUUAAAGAGUGAAUUUUUAGCCUUGAAUGCGCAAAUUGAGAUAGUGGCAUCACAUGAGGAGGAAACAUCAGCAGAGAAUAUCGAGCAGAACGAAAUCUCCGGUGAAAUCGUAUUCGACGAUGAUUUCGACGAUCAAAACGAUGUGAUUUUGAUUUCGGACUCCCCAGAAGUUCCCGAAGCCCCAAAAAUUACAAGAGUCGAUAGCACGGAGAAGGAGAGUCUCGACGAUUUGUUCAACGACUCAUUCAACGACGAAUCGAUGCUGAGGUGUUCCCAGGAGAUCGAGGAAAAGUUGAAGAUUGGUCCAUUGCAGCAGCCGGAGAAGACCCCAACCCCUAAGAUCGUCGAGAAGCCCCAGGUGUCCGUUCCCUCGCCAUCGCCCUCACGAUUCAAGAAGCACAAGUCAGAACCAAUCAACAAGAACUCGUCGAGGGACCUGGGAACUUCUUCGAAGGUGCACAAGGUGUCGGAUUUCAUUGAUCUUGACGACCUGGACUUCCCCGACGAUUCGUUCGAUGACCUGAUGAAGGCAGCAUGUGCAACAGCAGCUAAAUACGAGGACACGACGACUGGAAAUCAAAAGGAGAAGAGAUUUGCGACGUCAAGUGCUGGAAGUUCUGGCUCCAGUGCAGGAGGCAGCUACCAGAGGAAGGAUCAGGACAAAAUUCCGACGAAGGGAUCGUCACUGAUGCCGCAGAGGUCGAGUGCUGUGCAGAGAGGGGGGUUUAAUGGGAAUAGGGGGGCACCCGGGACUCAGACGAUUUCUGGAAACGAUAGGAGAUUCUUUAAAUCUAGGAAUCGCUCGGACUCGAGUUUUGAUAGUUCAAAUGGAUUAAGUUCAAUGAAUAGUUGUUCUGGGGUUAAUGUUGGGGCUAGAGGGGGUAAGACAAGCUCCACCUCCGUAAGUACACAGAUGGCUUUGAAAAGGACUCAAUCCGCUAUUGAUCGAAUGAAUGUUUUUGUGACGAAAGACAACAGUAACUGUGGAAUUAACAAUUUUGACAGAUUAAGGGUAAGAGACGAUGGUAAUACCGUCGCGUCGAGUGGAUCGUCUAGGAGUCAGACCCUUUGCACGCCUGAGGAGAUCGAGAAGAAGAGAAUUGAGGCGAUGAUGAAGCUCGAGGCCAAGAGAAAAACGCAGAAUACACAGAAUUCGGGUAAAAGGUGAGGAAGACAAAUUCCUAUGGGUUUUUCUAAUGAAUCGUUGGAACUCGUUGCGUUUGGGACAGAACGUGAGAGGAUUUGUGGGAGGAUCAGUGCCUUGAAGUGCCAGUGAAAUUAACAAGUGUGAUCAGAGUGCAGGGAGUCCUUUGUAUUCAAAUGUCAAUUUGUAUUAUAUUGUUUUAUAUUGGAGAAAAAUAUAUUAAUUUUUUGAUACUUUUGUAAUUUAUCCUUCAGAACAGAAAAUUAUAUAUUAUUUGGUAAUUACCUGGAGAACGAUUAUUCUUUGUACGUAUGCUUCAUUUUUUCAAUUACUUUUCAUAUUUUUUCGUCUCCUGAAAGUAUUAAUUCCACUCGUAAAAAUUGCACGCUGUAAAGCAGUCGUUUACAAAAUGUCGGUGAUGAAGAGAAUAAAAAAAAAUUCCAACCA